Messenger RNA from Tigriopus californicus, 1439 nucleotides. RefSeq names its product UDP-N-acetylglucosamine--dolichyl-phosphate N-acetylglucosaminephosphotransferase-like (gene Alg7). Gene Ontology annotation, molecular function: UDP-N-acetylglucosamine-dolichyl-phosphate N-acetylglucosaminephosphotransferase activity. Gene Ontology annotation, cellular component: membrane. Lineage: Eukaryota; Metazoa; Arthropoda; Copepoda; Harpacticoida; Harpacticidae. The transcript has 2 exons. The record is from RefSeq and is a predicted model, not a curated record. The coding region runs from base 30 to 1382 and encodes 450 amino acids. Gene Ontology annotation, biological process: dolichol-linked oligosaccharide biosynthetic process; protein N-linked glycosylation.
CUACCCUGCAUAAUGCGUUUUGAAAGACCAUGAAGUUGGUCACGCUGUUUGUUUACAAAUCUCCCAAAUCUCCCAAUACAAAAACGUCACCAGUUCAACAUGAAUUCCAUUCACACAUAUUCCAUUGGACUCAAGUCGGGAAAUUAAGUCUGGGUGUGAUGUUACCCUCGCUGGCCAUUAUGGGCGUGGCAUGCGCUCUGGGCGCCCUCAUCACCUUCUAUCUACUGCCCAGUCUCACACCCAUGUUCAUCCAUGCCCAACUAUUCGGCCACGACCUCAGCAAAGUGCAGGGUCGCCAAAUCCGCACUCCGGAAUCCAUGGGCGUGAUCACGGGCUGCGUUUUCCUCGUCCUGACCAUCGUCCUCAUUCCGGUUAGCUUUUCCGAUUACUUCUCACUGGCCCACAAAGCCGCAUUCCCGCAUGCGGAACUGGUCAAAGUCCUGGCGGCAUUGCUCUCGAUCGCUUGCAUGCUUUUAUUGGGAUUCGCCGAUGAUGUCUUGGAUCUCCGAUGGCGACACAAGCUCCUGUUACCCAGUUUAGCCUCCUUACCCCUGCUCAUGGUGUACUACGUGCUCUUCGAUGGCACGGUGAUCGUGGUACCCGUGAUAUUACGGCCGCUGCUGGGCGCCAACAUCGACUUGGGACUGUUGUACUACCUGUACAUGGGUCUGUUGGCCGUGUUUUGCACCAAUGCCAUCAAUAUUCUGGCUGGCAUUAACGGCCUAGAGGUAGGUCAAUCCAUUGUGAUGGCCGCAUCCAUAUUGGUGUUCAAUGUGGGCGAAAUGGACGGAUCUUUGGGCCAUUACCAUCGGUUUUCCAUGUACUUCCUCUUGCCGUAUUUGGCCACGAGUUUGCCGUUGCUGUUUUACAAUUGGUAUCCGGCAUCCAUGUUUGUGGGCGACACGUUUUGUUACUACAGCGGCAUGACCUUGGCCGUGGUGGCCAUUCUGGGCCAUUUCUCCAAAACGCUGCUUUUGUUCUUCAUGCCGCAGAUCUUCAACUUUCUCUACAGUGUGCCGCAAUUGUUCCAUAUGGUGCCUUGUCCGCGGCAUCGCUUACCCGCUUUUAAUGCGGAGACGGAUCGGGUUCAAAUGAGUUUGAGCGUGUUCAAGCAGCAAGAUCUGCGGUUUUGGGGACGGUGGAUUUUGUACGUCUUUCGGAUGGCACGCGUGAUUCAUUAUCGGGAAUUCGUGAAAGAGGAGGAAGUUUGGGUGGAGUGCAAUAAUAUGACGCUGAUCAAUUUGGUCUUGAGGAUUUGCGGUCCCAUGCAUGAGCAGACCUUGACGAUUGUUCUGCUUGUGUUUCAAGUGUUCUGUUCAGUUUUGGCCUUUUUCAUUCGUUACCCCUUGGCAUACCUGUUUUAUGGCGAGAUUAUUGCCUGAGUCAGAAUAUUAUAAUUGACCAAUAAAAGAUGAUGGCAAAAGCGUGGUUUUGAUGAA